AUGCCACAACUCAGACUCUCGCUGGUCCAGCGACAAACGCCCCUGGCAGCAGCACACGCAGCAUCAGUCGCCACGCGCAGUUUCCUGUCCCAAAGACCGACCCGUCCUCCUCUUCCUUCGCCACAGAAUUCCCCCAGAGUAUCAGCAGCCGAAUCCCCCGCACCGGCGCCGCUCGACUCACCCGCCGCCUACACCAGCAUCAUCUCCCACGCCGCCUCACCCGCGACCCUCACCACCGCCGUCGACCGCACCGCCCAGGCGCAUCUCACCCACGCCGCCGCCUUCUUCGAGAAAGAUGCGCGCUUCCUGUACUCCGCCGCGCGGCCGCGGGACCACCCGCACAACCCACACGUGCCCGAGGUCGUCAUCCUCGGCGCCUCCAACGUCGGCAAGUCGACGCUGCUCAACGCGCUGAUCGGGCGGCGCGGCAUCGCCCGCACCAGCGCCCGCCCAGGGCACACGACGCUGAUGAACGCGUACGGGCUCGGUCCGCCUGCGCCGCUACCCCCUCGGCCCGAGGAGGAGUCCCGCAGCACCCCGCCGCCGCCGCCGCCGCCGCCGCGACAUGGCUUGGUGGUGGUUGACACGCCCGGCUACGGCUACCGCAGCCAGUCAACGUGGGGCGACUCCGUGGUGCGGUACCUCGGCGCGCGCACCGCCCUGCGCGGCGCCGUCGUCUUGCUGGCCGCGGAGAAGCGCCUGACCGCCGAGGAUCGCUGGCUGCUGGCCGCGCUGGCCGACGCCGACGUGCGCACCCUGGCGGUCCUGACCAAGGCGGACAAGGUGGCGGGAGGAGAAUGGGCAGCGCGGUGCGCGGACAAGGCGGAGGAGGUCCGGCGGGAGCUAAGGAAGGCGGAGCGCGGCGGGCGCAGCAUGGGAUGGCGCGAGGGCGAGGGCUGGUCGUCGGACGUGCUGGUGACGGCGGCGGGGCUGGCGCGCAUGGGCAAGGCGAGCAAUGCGGCGGGCAUGGGCGCGGUGCGCGCUGCCAUCUUGGACAUGGCGGGCGUGGCGCCGCUUGAGGAGCUCGCGGAUGAGCAGAAGCCGGAGAACAUUUCGUACACGGGCAAGGUGGUGUCCUUUGACGACAUCGUGUGGAAGUCCUGA
Cordyceps fumosorosea ARSEF 2679 is the source of this 1104-nucleotide messenger RNA. RefSeq names its product GTP binding protein (EngB). Lineage: Eukaryota; Fungi; Ascomycota; Sordariomycetes; Hypocreales; Cordycipitaceae. The transcript has a single exon. Gene Ontology annotation, molecular function: GTP binding. Gene Ontology annotation, cellular component: mitochondrion. The record is from RefSeq and is a predicted model, not a curated record. Bases 1 to 1104 code for a protein of 367 amino acids.